AUGUUAGAGGGAGGAAAAGUUUUAGUCACAAUCAAUGGUACUCUACAGAGACAAAUAAACACACAGGCUGGUAAAACACUUUAUAAAUGUUAUGUGUGUGCUAAAGAAUUCUCUCGAGAUAGUCACUUAAAGGCACACAUGAGAAUACAUACUGGUGAAAAACCUCAUAAAUGUGAUGCUUGUGCUAAACAUUUUUCUUUCAGUAGUCACUUAAAGGCACACAUGAGAAUACAUACUGGUGAAAAACCUCAUAAAUGUGAUGUCUGUGCUAGAGAAUUUACUCAAGGUAGUACCUUAAAGAGACAUAUGAAAACACAUACUAGAGAUAAACCUCAUCACUGUGAUGUAUGUGGUAAAGGGUUCAGUCAACCAGGUAAUUUACAGAUUCACAUGAGAAUACAUACAUAUUAUAAACCUUAUGACUUUGAUGGAUGUAGUAAAGGGUUUAGUGAUAUUGGUUGUUUGCAGAAACACAUCAAAACACAUACAGGUGAAAAACCUCAUCAUGCUCAUGCCUGUGAUGUAUGUGGUAAAGGGUUUUGGCAGCGUGGUGCUUUACAGAGACACAUGAGAACACAUACAGGCAAUAAACCAUAUAACUGUGAUGUAUGCGGUAAAGGUUUUAGUGAGCAAGGUAAUUUACAGCGUCACAUGAGAAUACAUACAGGAGAUAAACCUUAUGACUGUUGUGUAUGUGGUAAGGGGUUUAGUUAUCGAAGUAAUUUACAACGUCACAUGAGAACACAUACAGAUUAAAAACCUCAUUAGUGUGAUGUAUGUGGUAAAAGAUUUAGUCAGUAUGUGAUAAACAUGAUAAAUAUCGUGAAUGUGACGGACAAUGUACAAUGAUGUAUGUGGUUAGGGUUAAGUCGGCAUGGUGAAGAACAUGACAAAUAUCGUGAAUGUGACGGACAAUGUACAAUGAUGUAUGUGGUUAGGGUUAAGUCGGCAUGGUGAAGAACAUGAUAAAUAUCGUGAAUGUGACGGAAAAUGUACAAUGAUGUAUGUGGUUAGAGUUAAGUUGGCAUGGUGAAGAAUAUAGACACAUGAGAACACAAAUUUUACAUGAAUAUGAUCAUGAUGAUAUUUUGUAAAUGGUAUUUUUGGUUAAGAUUGUGUAUAAGUGCCUAACCCAUUGGAGGAGGCUGUAAUUAAGUGGUUGUUAUUUGUUUCUAUUCAUAUACAUUGUAUAUAAUAUUUGUUUUUCGUUUUGUAAUAGUCAGUAUAAUAUAAAAUCAGUAUGUAAGAUUUCUCA
Molecule: messenger RNA, 1255 nt
Organism: Mytilus californianus (California mussel)
Lineage: Eukaryota; Metazoa; Mollusca; Bivalvia; Mytilida; Mytilidae
Product: zinc finger protein 239-like
Exons: 1
Coding region: 1-756 (251 amino acids)
Biological process (GO): regulation of transcription by RNA polymerase II
Molecular function (GO): RNA polymerase II cis-regulatory region sequence-specific DNA binding; DNA-binding transcription factor activity
Source: RefSeq, a predicted model, not a curated record